Vollenhovia emeryi is the source of this 1383-nucleotide messenger RNA. Its product is annotated as regucalcin-like. The transcript is spliced from 6 exons. Gene Ontology annotation, biological process: L-ascorbic acid biosynthetic process. Gene Ontology annotation, molecular function: calcium ion binding; gluconolactonase activity; enzyme regulator activity. Bases 277 to 1272 code for a protein of 331 amino acids. The record is from RefSeq and is a predicted model, not a curated record. Lineage: Eukaryota; Metazoa; Arthropoda; Insecta; Hymenoptera; Formicidae.
CUUCAGGAUGUCGACGAUAGAUAUAUUGUGCAUAGAAAAAAAGACAGCGUCGUGUCAAUUGUGUAAUUUUCGGAAAAUUUUUCGCCCCACUCUAAUGCUGACUCGUCGUGGCGAAGCUACGCGAAACUCCUCCGUCGAUUUCGAUCGCUUUGGCGAAGGUAGGAGCGCUCAUAUAUAUAAGAAGUAAGCAGGUGCGUUUGGGUUUUAUUUACUCUUUUCAGCCUCUACCCUGAAAGAGCGUGCCUUUCCAAUCGCAGUGCGACAGAAUACAACGUUAUGAGAAGGACAAUUGGUAAAUACGUGUUCCCAGUGUGCGUUCUCGUCGCCUUCGUCAGCGGUUGCAGGCAAGUGACCGUCGAUAAGGUGACAGCUGCUUACGGCCUCUCCGAGGGUCCCCACUGGGACCAUCGUACCCAAAAGUUGUUCUUCGUUGACAUACAGAAUCAGUACAUCCGCCGGCUAGAUAUCGCAACGGGUGUUGUGACCAGUGCAUACAUAGCAAACGGGACCGUUGGAGUUGUCAUACCAGUGGACGACUCGAAUGAUGAACUUGUAGCAGGUGUGGGAAAAGAUCUUGUUCUCGUGAAGUGGAACGGAGACGAGGAUGAUUCGGAGCCGAAGGUCAAAAUGCUAUGCUCGCUCGAGCCUCCUCAGGCUGAGACAAGGAUCAACGAUGGCAAGGUGGACUCAACCGGAAGAUUUUGGCUCGGUACUAUGGGCAUCGAGGUCAAUGGAGUGGCGCCUCCCGAUCUAGGAUCGUUGUACCGCGUUGACGACAAUCUUAAACCUGAAAAGGAAAUAUCGCCCGUUACGAUAAGUAACGGAUUGGCGUGGAAUAGCAAAGAUGACACUUUCUAUUAUAUUGACUCACCUACGCGCCAAGUUGCGGCCUAUGAUUACGAUCCGAAUCUCGGGAAAAUAUCUAACAGGAGGAUUGUGUUUGAUCUUAACAACACUGAUCUCAAAGGGGUUCCCGAUGGAAUGACCAUAGAUACCGAUGGCAAUCUUUGGAUAGCACUAUUUGGCGGAUCUCAUGUCAUUCAGGUGGAUCCAAAAACAGGAGCAGUAAUGCGCAAAGUUAAGAUUCCGGCUGACAAUGUAACCAGCGUCACGUUCGGCGGUCCGCUUCUGGAUACUUUGUACGUGACCACGUCGGGCUAUAAUUUAACUGCGGAGCAACGAGAACUGACUCCUGACGCGGGUGCGGUAUUCGCGGUGAAAGGCUUAAAAACUCGCGGAACUCUCGCGAAUUCGUUCGUGAAAAUGGAUUAAGAAAGUAAAAUUGUUAAUAAAAGAUAGAUCUUAAGACACGUUUACACCUUGUGAAAAUUUAUGUGUAUUCAUAAAUUUUAUAUUGAAUAAAAAAUUUUAACACUGCUUAAA